AUGAAGCAGUUUGAUGCUGACAUAAACCUGGUAAGAACAGAAAUACAGGCAGUAACAGCACAGGUACAGGCCUCUGAAGAGGACAUUUUAGACCUCAGACAAGAAGUGAAAAGAAAGGAGGACACCCUGCGACACUUACAGUCUGCAAACACAGUAUUUCAAAACACACAAGACGCCAUGGAAGACUGCAGUAGGCGCACGGACAUCAUAAUUCGUGAAAUCCCAGACAUUGGGCCAACCAAAUUGUCACAGUUCCGAAGAAGGCUCACAGCAGUACUCCUGCCGCACACCCAUGCUAAGAAGCUUGAGUUUGACGGCCACUUCCGCAUAAACAAAGCCAAACGGGCACCCACAAUGGCUCUGAGAGACUUCCUAGUCCGUUGCCACUCCACGUCAAACAAACGCAGCAUUAUGGCAGCGGUAGGGGGCGAAGCACCAGUUAGACUUUGA
This is a messenger RNA of Pelobates cultripes (western spadefoot toad), 450 nucleotides long. The record is from the annotation of a GenBank genome assembly. Lineage: Eukaryota; Metazoa; Chordata; Amphibia; Anura; Pelobatidae.